Molecule: messenger RNA, 1425 nt
Organism: Geodia barretti
Lineage: Eukaryota; Metazoa; Porifera; Demospongiae; Tetractinellida; Geodiidae
Source: the annotation of a GenBank genome assembly
GGCUGACGAGCCCUCCGGCGCGCGCGGGAAAGGAGACGGGUUUCGAACUAACACCCGAGGCAGAUCAGCGAUGCUUCCACCAUUCUGAGGAGCCUGAAACGUGCAGACAGCAGUGACUAUGACGGACGUGAUCGGAACGCUGAACACCGCUAGUCUGGAGAACACAGGCCAACAGAGGAGCUCGGGGAAACGCUCCAGAAACUGUUUACACCAGAACGACGGUUCUGCAGUCAAGCGAAGGGCUCUGGCCUGCCUUUCCAACCAUGUGGACUCUCUGGCAGAUCGACAGCAGCUCAAGAACACAGCAACAACACAGAGUGGAAGAACAGCAAGUUCUGUGUUUGACUUGCCUCCUCCAACAACCAUCACCUCUCUCUCCUCGUCCUUUCACUUUGAAUCUCCUGGAGAUGUGGCCAGCCCAAUGCUGCUCUCAACUCCAUCUCUGACCUGUUCAGAGACCAUCAGCCAACCUGACAAUGACUCCCAGUCUUACCCUCAGGACUACACCACUGAAAUAUUUACCUACCUCCGAGAAGCAGAGGUGCGGUGGCAACCACAGAUAGGCUACAUGCAGAAGCAGACAGACAUCACACUAGGAAUGCGGUCGGUCCUGGUGGACUGGCUGGUGGAGGUAGGAGACGAGUUCAGUCUCCAAACCAGCACACUCUACCAGGCGGUGGGUCUGGUGGAUCGGUUCCUCUCCCUCAUGUCUGUCCUACGAGGGAAACUGCAGCUAGUUGGGGCCACUGCCAUGUACGUGGCUGCCAAGUUGGAAGAGAUUUACCCUCCAGAGCUGGCUGACUUUGCCUACAUCACUGACAAUACCUACUCCCAGAAACAGAUUGUUCAAAUGGAGAAGCUGAUGUUGCAGUCACUGGACUACCAUCUUAUUGCUCCCUCGUCCACCUCCUUCCUCCACCACUACCUUGACAUUGGAACCCAGCAGUCACACAGCUCUGCAAACCUCCAAACUUCAGUACAACACUUGGCGCAGGUGAGGGUAAACCCCUAUUAUUAUCAUGUUGUCAAGGAAACUUUCCAUCCCCUGCAGUACCUAUGCGAGAUGGCUCUGGUACACUCUGACCCUUUCCUGAAAUACCUGCCGUCGGAGGUGGCAGCAGCAUCUGUCUGUCUCUCCAGACACACUCUGGACCAGCAGCCUGCCUGGUCCGAUUCAUUCCAACAGUGUACUGGAUACUCGGUCAGUGAUUUCGGCCACUGUCUUCAGGACAUGCAUCGAAUGUUUGCCAUGGCAUCCCAGCAGCCUCAGCAGGCAGUACGACUCAAGUACUGCUCUGAGAGGUUCUCAAGAGUGGCUCUUCUUGCAAUACCUGAGACCCUUCCAAUGUAGAGUCCGCCGAGUUUCUUUAUACCACAAUUGUUAUUUUGUGCAUUUUUGAAGUAAUGUAUUUAAUUUUUAUGCUC